This is a messenger RNA of Coffea arabica (coffee), 1714 nucleotides long. Its product is annotated as E3 ubiquitin protein ligase RIE1. Gene Ontology annotation, molecular function: ubiquitin protein ligase activity. The record is from RefSeq and is a predicted model, not a curated record. Lineage: Eukaryota; Viridiplantae; Streptophyta; Magnoliopsida; Gentianales; Rubiaceae. Gene Ontology annotation, cellular component: plant-type vacuole. Gene Ontology annotation, biological process: ubiquitin-dependent protein catabolic process; protein ubiquitination.
CUCCGGAAAUUGACACACACAACACACAACACACAACACACACUACUCAUGCCUCUCUUCACCUCCAAAUUCAACCUUUUCUUCUAAAUCCUACAAAUUUUCCCAAACAUUUUGUGGAAUAAAUAGAACCAUUCAUUCAUUUCAAGUUAUUGAAAUGGCUUCCACCGCUGUCACCCAUGUCCUGAACCCGGAUACGGAUACUUCCAUGACCACUCCGCUGCUCCGCCCGCGUCAGGCGGAGGCGAACCAUGGUCGACCCGGAACAGCUCCACUGGCUGUUCUACUCGGUCGGGUCACGGGUCGACGUGGAGCUUCCAUGCUGGUCCGGGAAACGGCAGCUCGGCAGCUGGAGGAGCGCCGCGCCGACUGGGGCUACUCGAAACCGGUGGUGGCGUUGGAUAUAAUGUGGAAUUUGGCGUUUGUGUUUGUUUCGAUAGUUAUGGUUUUAUGUACUGUGAAGGAGAGGGAGAAUGUGCCCAUUAGGGUUUGGAUAUGUGGAUAUGCUCUGCAGUGUUUGGUCCAUGUGGCGUUAGUUUGGAUUGAGUAUAGGCGGAGGAAUAGGAGGGGAAAUUGGGGGAACAGUAGGUGGAGAGGGUAUUCGGAGAAUGGUGGUGGAGGGGAUGGGGGAAAUGGGGAAAUUGAGGAGGAUGAGGAGGGAAAUGGUGGUGGAGCUUUGGGGCAAUCGAACCGGUCAACUUGCAUUAAACGAUGUGAAUCUGUAAACACAAUGGCAUCCUUUCUAUGGUGGAUAAUUGGCUUUUACUGGGUAGUCUCUGGUGGCGAAGUUCUUAUGCAGGGGGCCCCCCGUCUGUACUGGUUGGCGGUCGUAUUUCUGGCAUUUGAUGUGUUCUUUGCCAUCUUUUGUGUGGUUUUGGCAUGCCUGAUAGGACUUGCCCUGUGUUGCUGCUUGCCUUGCAUCAUAGCAAUUCUUUAUGCAGUUGCUGGGCAGGAAGGUGCAUCUGAUGCUGAUCUAAGUAUGCUUCCUAAGUACAGGUUUGAAAUAUCUAUGGAUGAGGAUAAGCCUAUUGGAUCUGGUAAAAUGGUCCCUAUUCAAUCGAGCGGUGGAUAUUUGGCUCUUGAACGUAAUCUUUUACCUGAGGAUGCAGAAUGCUGUAUCUGUCUUACUGCAUACGAUGAUGGGGCAGAUCUCCAAGCUCUUCCUUGCAACCAUCAUUUCCACGAACCUUGUAUAGUGAAAUGGCUUAAGAUGAAUGCAACAUGUCCUCUCUGCAAGUACAACAUUCUGAAGGGUACUGAGCAGGUUUAGAACGAGGCAGAAUAGACAAGUUGAUAUAGGUUCUUCUAUCUGCUGUCAGUCAGUGUUUAUAUGUACAGCGAUAUGAAGGCUGGAAGAAACAGCUUUCAAAUACCUUUUAGGAGAAUAAGAUGCAUCAUUUGUUUGUUGAGUUUCUGUCAUGUAUUCGGCCUCUUAGAUUUCUUUUGGCAAUUUGUGUUCCCUUCCAAUUGAGUUAUUUAAAGCUCAUUGGUAGUAGAUAUGAAUUAAGAAGUUUCCAGCCAUGUAAAUAUUCAGUCAAAGUUACUUUGCAGUUGAUGUUGUUUAAAGUUUCCUUGGUAGUAGGUAUGAAUUAAAAAGCUUCCAGCCUUGUAAAUAUUCAGUUAAAAGUUGCUACUCUGCAGUUGAUCCUUCAGAUACAAAGGUGGUUGGAGAUGCAUGUAGUAUGUAGUGGUUGACUCUGAUGCUGUGGGCUUUAGG